ACACCAGCAAGAGUUGUCACUUGUCACGAGAGUUGGCUGGGUUGUCUUCCCGACUUGUUCGCGCUUGUCUUUUCCUCGUCAUGUCUGCUUCUUACGGCGUCUUUCUUUACCUUUUGGUCGACUUUGUCGCUGCUCAAACGACGACUCAUACAAACGUGACUGUCAAUACUCUGUCGACGUGUGUGAAGUCCAACAGCAGCUGUGCCCAAUGCCUCCAUGACGCCUCUUGUUUGUGGUGCGAGUCCAGCCAACAGUGCAUGGACUACCCUGUCCAUUUUAUAGUGCCACCAAGCAGCCUGUGUCCCGUGAAUGAUGCCAGAUGGGGUUUGUGCUGGGUCAACCUUAAGGUGGUGCUGAUCACGCUGACUUCACUGGCUGGCCUGGUACUGCUUGCCUUGCUCGUGUGCUGCAUGUGCUGCUGCUGCCGCCGACGCCGCCAACAGCAAAUCAGUGAUGACGGAGAGGUUUUGAGGGCGGAGCAAAAAACCCGUGAGAGGAUCGCCCGACAGAAAGAGAGGAGAAUGGAAAUGCAGCUGAGGCAUGACAAAAUUCGUCAGAAAUAUGGUCUCACAAAGGAUCCGCCCUACUCCCGCCUGGACGAUAAAAAAUAAGUGAUCCAAUUCCUCAAAUCAGCGCCUUACUUUUUACUCACUUCAGGGUAGCAGGUGUCUUAUUUAAAACUGAAAUUGAAUACUCCAAUUAACUCCUCUAUUGUGUUGUGCCUACAAAGGUCAUUUUCUAUUACUGAAACCAUUGCACUAUUACCUGUCAAAUUUAAACAUUUAGCAAGAAAUGUUGACGACGUGUAUUGAAAUGACAGUAUUUUCUUAUUGCUCAAUGAACUACCGGUAUGAACUUUUAAUGUUAUAUAAGUGUUUGACAAACGGCUGUAUUCCAUGGUCAGCUUGGGAAUUUGUUUACAUAUCUUGUUUCAAAAUAAAAUACAUUGUCAAAACAGACAAUAGAAAUGCUGCUAAAGUUGUGGUUUAAUCGUAAGUCUUGACACAUUUUAAGUUAAUACAAUGGCAUUAAUGUAAGUACCUCAUAUGUGACGUAUCUAAUACAAUAAAAAAAUUAAACGAUAGCAGCCAUCUUUUUCCAUAUGCUAAUAGAGAUUUAAAUGCAUUUUCAAAAGGAUUGAUCGCUGCUAGCCCUCCUAGACAAAAUGGGAUUUGACAUCUAUCGCAGUCAAUGCUAGUGAAGCAUCAACACUUAUUGCCGACCUUCCCAGUUAAAACAGAUUUGAUGACUAACUGUUAAU
This is a messenger RNA of Corythoichthys intestinalis (scribbled pipefish), 1261 nucleotides long. RefSeq names its product pituitary tumor-transforming gene 1 protein-interacting protein-like. Gene Ontology annotation, biological process: protein import into nucleus. Lineage: Eukaryota; Metazoa; Chordata; Actinopteri; Syngnathiformes; Syngnathidae. The record is from RefSeq and is a predicted model, not a curated record. The coding region runs from base 81 to 611 and encodes 176 amino acids. Gene Ontology annotation, cellular component: cytoplasm; nucleus. The transcript is spliced from 7 exons.